This is a messenger RNA of Linum tenue, 2050 nucleotides long. NCBI's taxonomy places the organism in Eukaryota, Viridiplantae, Streptophyta, Magnoliopsida, Malpighiales, Linaceae. The record is from the annotation of a GenBank genome assembly.
AGAAAAUAUUUGCCAUUCAUUUCCUGUCGACUGGCAUAGCCCCGGAGCCGAAGAAAAACCCGCUGGAUAAACGGAAAAAAUUUCUGGUUCUCAGUUCAAAAGGCCUCUUCCUCUGUUCCCGCCGGCGGGUAACCACGGAGACGCUCCCAAUUGAUGGCGGUCUCAGCUUCUUUCUCGAUUAUAUCACCCGCCGCUUCAACCACAACUGCCGCCGAUUCCACUUCCACCUCCUCCUACCCAUUGAAAUUGAAACCCAACCCUAUUAACAAACUCAAUCUUAUCUUCUCCCGUCCACUCAAUUCCCGUUCCAUCCGCAGCUCCCGAGCUCCAGCAAUCUCGGCCUCGUCCUCCGCCGCUGACUCCCCGUCCUCGCCUUACGAAGAUGGGUCACCGGAGAUGUUCCUCGAGAGCAAUUCGAUUGCCGAUUUCAUGAGGUUCAAGAGAGGGCCCGAUAGAGGGAGCGGCGAGUUGCAGACGGCGGUUGUCCGGUACCGGAAGCGGUUCCCUUGGUCUAUUCUCAGCCCUUUUCUUCAGGUUGAUUUGGUUUCCACCAUUCACAUUGCUGACAAAGAGUACUUCUCGGCCCUUCAAAAGGAGCUCGAGUCUUAUGACUGUGUCCUGUAUGAAAUGGUGGCCAGUAGAGAAAGUUUAGAGAACAGAAGAAACCCAACUGCUAUAAGAAGGCUGAAAGGCCCCAGGUCAAGAGGGUUUAACAUUUUAGGGUUCAUUCAGCGCCAAAUGGCUCGAAUUCUCACCCUUGAUUUCCAACUAGACUGUCUUGAUUAUGAAGCAGAGAAUUGGUAUCAUGCUGAUCUCGAUUUUGAGACUUUCAAACAACUUCAGCUUGAAAAGGGUGAAAGCUUGUUCACAUUUGCAAGAGACAUGACCCUUAAGUCGACAAAAGCCAUGCUUCAGCCCACUAUACCAGAUAAUCUCGGCCCUUUGCGAUCCAAGCUUCUAUGGGCAUCUCGGGUUCUUCCUAUGCCCCUCGUUGGCCUUUGCCUUAUUGGAACACUCUGCAAUGUGGGAAGUCCUGCUUCAGACUACUCUGAAGUCGAAGCCCUUUCGAGGCUCGAUUUUGGUGCUGCCAUGAAGGUGUUUCUUGCCAAGCGACUCACAUCCGAGUUCACCCAGGUGACGGCUGAUGUGGAGGAGAAGUCAGUGAUCAUCGGAGAGAGGAACAGAGUAGCUCUGGAAGCACUGAAGAGAGCAAUGGAUGACGGCCAAAACAAGAUUGCCAUACUGUACGGUGGAGGCCACAUGCCGGAUUUAGGACGGCGGCUGAGGGAAGAAUUCGAUUUGGUUCCCUCAAGAGUCCAGUGGAUAACCGCAUGGUCGAUCGAGAACCGCGAUGUAAAGACCAAUUCCCUUCCAUUCCUGAAGACAAUGGCUGAAGUUUCAGGAUGGCCGUUGAACCGGUACCAAACUCUGGCAUUGCUCAUAUUCUCAACGGUCCUGGCCGUGGAUCUCUGGUUCUGGGAGCUCUUCUUUGGCUCUUCAGUGAAUUUCGUGUCCCAAGUUGCCGAGUCGGUCAACGAAUAUGUUGGCCAAUACCUGGUGUGAGAAUCAGAAUAUCCACAGUGCAGACCCUGUCUUCUUCUUCAUUUACUUUCUCUUUAUUGUUGAUAUCGAUUCAUCCAACUGGAUACACAAAUAGUGUGUACAUAUCUCAAACCCUGUUGAUAGACUGAAAUAUUUAUUUUCUCCCGAGCAUUUGAACUGCAAACUAGAAAGCGUUUCUAUUGAUUGAUGUCCAAAGUUACAGCAGCUGGAAGAUAUGAAAACUGUAGAGAACUAGAUUGUCUUGUCACGAUUUUGCAGGCUUCCUACCUCCGCUUGGUCUUCUCAUUCCAAUGUUCUGACGAAAAAUUGAUCGCAGCAAACUAUAAGAUGCAGAAAACAGAGGAUUGCUAAAUAUGUAGAAAGAAGUGUAAACAUUUCCAGAGGCGAGCGACAGCUCUUCUGGAUGUGGAUGCAUUUGAUGCAGAGACUGCGCGUCUUAUGCCUCUUCUUCCAGAAGCUCGCUGCUACUUUAUUCUGCCAAAACAAC